AUGCGCAUCGUUCCUUUCUACUACUUGGUUGUCUUUGCCCUGGUCAAUCCCGUUACCGCUGAUGAUCCCUGUCAGAAACUCUGCGAUGACACGCCAGGUUGUGAGCUUUCAUACUGCAUGUCAUGGAAGGUGCCGGCAGCUUGCCAUGACUUGUUGAAUCGCACAGAUGGAUUUCUAUGCUCGGCUUCAUAUGAUGCCACGUGUGGGGGCUCUCCCAUCGAAUGUGGCGAUCCGAUCAUAUCCUCUCCGGGGCCUACUGUGACUACAAUCACUACCACAACUGAAUCCACCGUCUUCAUUCCAAUCGUGUCUGAAGAAGCUCUCAGUGGCACUUGGUGCUCUGCCGAUCUUAGUCAGCCUGAUGUGACCCCUAUAGAGGUUGUUAGUUUUGCUGGUGACAAAGUCAUGUUCCUCUACGAUGGUGAAGUUUACUACAAGCAGUACUACUAUGAGGCGAAUCAGGUGUAUGUCUAUGGUGAAGACUGGGAGGUUGAGCAGAAGAUCGGAAAGCCUUUCGCAGAUCUCCGAUUUGCGUACUUCGGGGACAGCAUGCUUGCUAUAUGGUCAGAGAUCGACAGAUCGAGGCAGGGUAGACGCCUCCCUCAGAAUGGGGAAGUCGUCGGCCAUCUCACUAGAACUGGCGUUGACCUCGACUGUGAUCCACUACCCGGUGCCGAAGCACCGCCGCCUAGUGUAGAUGAUAUCGCCAAUACGAGAUGGUGCAACGCUGGAGAGCCUGAAAAGCAACAACCCGUCGAGUUGAGGUUUACUUCGAGCUAUGCUAUUCUUUAUCUGCCUCUGUCCUCGAUUAUCUUACCCGCGAAGUUUGAGGUCAGAGGGAAUAGUUAUGAUAUUAAUCUGUACGAGUUGGACGAAGGUUUUGAAGCUCUGAGCGAUCUUGGUAGUGGCAACUUCGAGAUUAUCUACUACGGAGACUGGCUUUUCAUGGUCUUUCAAGAUGGGCAAGGCAGAGGGCCUCUUAGACUGGACUUAUGUUGA
Messenger RNA from Perkinsus marinus ATCC 50983, 999 nucleotides. RefSeq lists its product as hypothetical. The transcript has a single exon. Bases 1 to 999 code for a protein of 332 amino acids. NCBI's taxonomy places the organism in Eukaryota, Perkinsozoa, Perkinsida, Perkinsidae. The record is from RefSeq and is a predicted model, not a curated record.